CAGGUGUGUGAUGGACCUGCGGCGUUUAAUCUCCUGCGCGGCGUUGUUUGUCUUACUGUCAGGUGUUGAAGGAGGCUGCAGCAGAAAUCAGUGGCAGUGUGAUGAUGGAGUGUGUGUGUCGCACAGAUGGCGCUGUGACGGUGUCAGUGACUGCCAGGAUGGGUCCGAUGAGAUGGACUGUGUAUGUCAGCCUGGAGAUUUGCAGUGUGCGGAUGGCUCCGGGUGUGUGAUCGGGUCGGGUGUUUGUGACGGGCAUCCACAGUGUCCCGACGCUUCAGAUGAGUGGGACUGCAGCAGGCGUUUAGGGUGUCUGGCAGGUGACUGGAAGUGCAAGAACAACAUUUGCAUCCCACAAGAGCUUCUCUGCAAUGACGUCAACGACUGCGGUGACAACUCUGAUGAAGAAACCUGUGCUUCCUGUGGGAAGAUGAACCUCCGCUGUCCUGAUGGCACGUGUCUAACCCCGAGACAGAGGUGUGACGGAGUUGCUCAGUGUUCAGAUAAGAGAGAUGAGCCUCUUACAUGUGGUAAAAGUUGUCUUAAUGGGAACGGUGGCUGUAGUCAUGCUUGCAUUGACCAGGUUUGGGGAGCUUUGUGCACUUGUCCCACUGGGAUGACCCUUUCUGCAAAUGGACUUGAUUGUGAAGAUGUCAAUGAGUGUGCCCAGUCUUUCGGACCUUGCAUGCACUUGUGCACAAACACACCCGGCUCUUUUCGGUGUCUGUGCCAGAAUGGUUUCAAAGCUCUUGGAAACGGCUCUUGUGAACCUCAAGGAGCCAUGACGAAGAUCUUGACCUCCAGGAAGGGGCUGAUUGGGUUAGUGAAUGUGAAGACCAGAGUCUAUGAACCGCUCUUUGCAAUUGAGAGCGAACCUAUAGCCAUGACCUACGAUAUCCAGAGAAACUUCAUCUACUGGGCUGAUAAAGAUGGGAAUAUCUACCAGGCUUUGAACCGGAAGAGCAUGAUUCUCUAUAAAGGUCAGUUGUGCGCUACAUGCAUGCAUAACUGUCUAAAAAUGUUGGCCUACAUCUAA
Molecule: messenger RNA, 1033 nt
Organism: Carassius auratus (goldfish)
Lineage: Eukaryota; Metazoa; Chordata; Actinopteri; Cypriniformes; Cyprinidae
Product: low-density lipoprotein receptor-like
Exons: 7
Coding region: 11-1033 (340 amino acids)
Biological process (GO): receptor-mediated endocytosis
Cellular component (GO): plasma membrane; apical plasma membrane; signaling receptor complex
Molecular function (GO): hormone binding; protein binding; calcium ion binding
Source: RefSeq, a predicted model, not a curated record